AUGUCUUCUCUGGCGAAGGAAGGGGCCAACUCCUUAGAGCUUUUGGUCUCCCGACCUCAGGUGCUAACAGUGAGUUUGAAGAAGCAAGGAUCUCUGGGUUUGAAAAUGAAGUACAGCGCUGCUUCGGCUGGCAUCAUCAUUGACUCUGUCCUGCCUGAUGGACUGAUUGCGGACUGGAACCAGUCUCACCCAAAACAAAUUGCUCCGGGUGACCGUAUCAUUGCGCUGGAUGGUGUGACAUUGGCUGGGAAAAGCAUGUUGGAGGAAUUGAAGGUACGUUUGGGACACAUGGGACUGAACAUCGACCUGAGCAUUCUGCACUAUGACAUACUAUGA
This is a messenger RNA of Cladocopium goreaui, 336 nucleotides long. The record is from the annotation of a GenBank genome assembly. Lineage: Eukaryota; Dinophyceae; Suessiales; Symbiodiniaceae.